AGUGCCAACAACCGGAAGUGCCAAUGGAGCGACCGAAGGUUUCCCCAGUUCCGUGUCGCUGUUUCUGGGGCUCUCUCGAGGCCGCUCCCCGCGGUCGCCUCCGGAGCUCGGCAGCGGGAAAACUGCGCAGGGCGGCGGCGAGGGUGCUGCUCCCUCAGGGAUUCCCGGAGAGCGUCAGCCCCGACUACGUCCAGUACCAGUGCUGGGACAGCCUGCAGGCUCUCUGUUCCACCAUGGCCGGUUCUCUCUCCACCCGCUCCGUGCUCGAGGCCGUCGGGGUUGGGGACGGCGCCGCCAACGUCACCGGAGCCGCCCUCACCUGGAUCCUGCGCGAUGGCAUCGGGAUCAUCACCAGGAUUCUCUUUGUGUGGCUGCAGGGGAGCCACCUGGACUGCGAGGCCAAGCAAUGGCGGUUCGUGGCGGAUCUGCUCAAUGACGUCGCCCUGGUGCUGGAAAUCCUCGCUCCUCAUUGGCUGAGCCUUGGCCCCACCCUCCUGGUCAUGGCAGCAGUGGCCAGGUGCGUGGUGGGCGUGGCCGGCAGCGCCACCCGUGCAGCCCUGGCCGUGCACCAGGCCCGGAGGGACAACGUGGCCGACGUGGCCGCCAAGGACAGCAGCCAGGAGACACUGGUGAACGGCGCCGGGCUGUUGCUGUCGCUGCUGCUCCUCCCCCUGCUGGAUGGGCGGCCAUGCCUCACCUGGCUCACCCUGGGCCUGCUCCUGGCUGCUCACCUGGCCUCCAACCUGGCUGCCCUGGGCUCCCUGACCCUCACCUGCCUGAACCGGCCCCGCCUCCGCCUCGCCAUUGGCUGGGCCCUGAGAGGGGGAGGGGCCAAGGGGGAGAGGGGCGUGGCUUGGGAAGGAAGGGGCGGGGUCAAGAUGGAGCUGCCCCGCCCCCAGCAGGUUAAUCCCAGGGAACCGCUGCUGCCAGGAUUCGGAUCCCGGCUCCGGCUCCACCUGGGGGCACCCCUGGAGCACCUGGUGAGCAGCGAGGCAGAAUUCCAGAAGGCUCUGGAAUGUGGGAGCCCCGAUUACAUCAUCGUGCUCCGCCCCUCCCAAGGCUGGGUGGGGGUUGGGCUGCGCCGAGGAGCCCCCCCCGAAUCUCAGAUUUUGGGCUGUGCCCAGGCCCUGCUGCUGGAGGAGCUGCUGGGAGAGGAUUUGGGGUCCGGGACCCACCUGGGGCAGCUCCUGGGACCCCUCCAGAGACGCCUGCGGAGCUGCCCGCCAGGCGCGGUUCCCUGGGGGGUCCUGGCCGAGACCUCGAGGCUCUUCCGGGACCUUGGCCCCGCCCUCCUGCGAGGUUGGUGUCGCCUCUGUCGCGACAGAGACCCAAAAAUCACUAUUAAAACCCCAUUUCCGGCACCACUUCCGGGUUUCACUUCCGGUUUCCGGAUUUACACUUCCGGUGUUUUUACUUCCACUGACACUUCCGGUUGCACUUCCGGGUGGUGAACUGGGGGCAAUUUCGGUGGAUUUGGGAAUUAUGAGAGGAA
Cinclus cinclus is the source of this 1492-nucleotide messenger RNA. RefSeq names its product RUS family member 1 (gene RUSF1). Lineage: Eukaryota; Metazoa; Chordata; Aves; Passeriformes; Cinclidae. The record is from RefSeq and is a predicted model, not a curated record. The transcript has 14 exons. Bases 24 to 1451 code for a protein of 475 amino acids.